GAUUAAUAGCCAAGAGAAGCUUUCCCGUUACUAGAAUUAAUCAGCUGAUAUAUUCACCAAAUUAAUUCAUUUUUUUUUUUUACUAAUUUAAUUGAAACAUGAUCAAUAAUAUUGAUACAGAUCUUGAACACAAGAAGUCUUCACCAUCAACAACAUCUUCGCCUCCAUUAAGUAGUCCACCACAGGCCGAUUACGAUCAAGGCAUAGCCACCGGUUCUCUUCCGGUGGCCACCUCAAUAAACCAGCCCUCAUCCCUUGACAUUCCCAAACCAAAUGCAGCCCACUACCAAAUCAAGGAUCUAGUUUCAUGGUCCUCCGGCCUUUGCGCCUGCUUCUCCGAUUUCCCAAACUGUUGCGUAACAUUCUGGUGUCCAUGCAUUACUUUUGGGCAAAUUUCUGAGAUUGUGGAUAGAGGAUCAUCCUCUUGUGGUAUAAAUGGGGCGCUUUAUGCACUCUUAUCAUACUGCACUUGCUGUGCAUGCAUAUUCUCAUGCUUCUAUCGUUCGAAAAUGAGGAAACAAUACAGAUUAAGAAAAAGCCCUUGUGGAGAUUGCUUGGUUCAUUUUUUCUGUGAGUAUUGCGCUUUGUGCCAAGAAUACCGCCAUCUCAAAAGCCUUGGCUUUGACAUGUCCAUUGGAUAUCACGAGAAUAUUAGCAGACAUAAUAUUGUUAUGGAGAUACCACCAGCUGUGGAAGGAAGCAUGAAUCGAGGCUAGUUAGCGGGCGACCAAGAGAGUUUCUUAUAAAUAUAAUUUUCUAUUUCUCUUUAUUAUUAUUUUGGAUCAAUAUUAAUUACUUUGAUUAUAUGUCGCAUGGUGAUCUGUUCCUGCAGCAAUUAUAGGUAGGUGUAUCAAAAUUUAAGGAAAAACACAUGAGAAGAUUAUUAUUCAGCACAUUCAUGAAUUCCUUACAUAUUAAGUGGGAAAAAAAUUGGAAUUGUAGAAUAAAUUCAGAGAGUAGAAUUUUUGUUUCAGCCAUGCUUUGUCACCG
Molecule: messenger RNA, 990 nt
Organism: Ziziphus jujuba (common jujube)
Lineage: Eukaryota; Viridiplantae; Streptophyta; Magnoliopsida; Rosales; Rhamnaceae
Product: protein PLANT CADMIUM RESISTANCE 2
Exons: 4
Coding region: 99-716 (205 amino acids)
Source: RefSeq, a predicted model, not a curated record